Molecule: messenger RNA, 1311 nt
Organism: Nerophis lumbriciformis (worm pipefish)
Lineage: Eukaryota; Metazoa; Chordata; Actinopteri; Syngnathiformes; Syngnathidae
Product: trace amine-associated receptor 13c-like
Biological process (GO): G protein-coupled receptor signaling pathway
Cellular component (GO): membrane
Molecular function (GO): trace-amine receptor activity
Source: RefSeq, a predicted model, not a curated record
UAAGCAUCAAUGAAGAUAUAAAAGAAAGACGUAUAAGAGAGAGGUUUGGACUCAUCUCUUCGUCCACCCGAUGAUGGAGACGGAGGACCAAUCAGAGCUCUGCUUUCCACAACUAAGCAACAUCUCCUGCAAGAAGCCCAUGUCUCAUUGGUCUGGUGAUAUACUUUUGACAGUUCUGCUGUCCGUUAUCUGUGUCUUCACUGUGUUUCUCAACCUGCUGGUUAUCAUCUCAAUCUCCCAUUUCAGGUACACUUUUUUCAUCCUGUCAUCAUGUUUGUCAACGUGUUGUCGCUGUAAUGUCUCCGCCUGUUUGUUUUGUCAGGACUCUAGUUAGGAGCGAUGUUCUUAAUUUGUUCUUCAUCUCCAGGCAGCUCCACACUCCCACCAAACUCCUCCUCCUCUCUCUCGCGGUCUCUGACUUGCUGGUGGGCCUCCUGGUGAUUCCAGGUGAGAUCUACCUGAGAACGUCCUGCUGGGCUCUGGGCGAUGUUCUCUGUUCUCUGUGGAGCUACAUGGUCUUCAUAGUGGCGUUUGCUUCAGUGGGACACAUGGUGCUGAUAUCAGCUGAUCGUUAUGUGGCCAUUUGUGAUCCUCUGCAUUACAACACCAGGGUCACUGUGGGAAGAGUUCGAUUCUGUGUUUUUCUCUGUUGGUUCUCUUCCUUCCCCUACUCUGGCAUCAUUUUGAAGGAACAGCUGGCUCACCCCGCCAUGUACAAGUCAUGCCACGGAGAGUGUGUCAUUGGUUUUGAAUAUGCCUCAGGUGUUGUUGACAUUGUUGUGAGCUUUGUCCUCCCUCUCAGCACCAUCGUCAUUCUGUACAUGAGAGUGUUUAUGGUUGCGGUGUCUCAGGCGCGAGCCAUGCGCUCUCAUGUUACAUCCAUCAAACACCAUCAUUCAGUCACUGUUAGGGCAAAGAAAUCAGAGUUGAAGGCCGCCAGGACUCUUGGUGUCGUCAUCCUUGUCUUCAUCAUGUGUUUAUGUCCAUAUUACAUUUUUACUCUGGCAAGUGACAACAAAAUAAUAUCUUUAUUGGCUCAUUAUGCUGUUUACUUAUUUGACUUCAACUCGUGCUUGAACCCGUUAAUUUAUACCUUGUUUUAUCCCUGGUUUAGAAAAGCAGCUCGAUGUGUUGUCACGCUGCGCAUACUGAAGUCUGGCUCUAGGGGAGACAACAUACUUUAGACCAAAAGGUGAAAUAUUAAUGUUUACAGUGUCGAAUGUAGUAAUUAGUUAACCAGAUGUAAGUAAGCAGCCUCUUUUCCAAGGAUGAAAUUGUAAAGACAUCCACAUGAUUUAAACUGUAAUGAAC